AUGCAGAAAGAAAUAACAAUGGCACCACCAAUACGAUCCAUCACCGCUACUGCCACCGCGCUUCUGCUUGUGAUAGGAGCCCAUGCGGCGGAAAACGCGCCCUGUUACUUCCCCGGUGAAGUACACGCUUUGGGGUACUACCCCUGCCAACCGUUCGGCGCCGAGAUAUCGCUCUGCUGUCCCCAGGGGUGGACGUGCUUCAGCAACGCGCUGUGUAUCGCGACGACGGAGACGAAGAGUUUUCCGAAUAUUACUCUGGGGGAGGUGCAGAGGGGGGCUUGUACGAGUCCGGGGUGGAAUAAUGCCCUUUGCGGGGGCGUUUGCUUGACGGGUGAUAACAUAUACGGGAAGCUGGCUGCUUGUACUCAGGAGACGUUUUGUUGCGAGGAUGAUUACAAGAAGGGGAAAUGUACCUGUGAGGAAGGGGGUGGAAGCUUUGAGAUUAAGAGGGGAAUGGGGAGCAAAAUUAUUGAGGUUGACAGUGAGACUUUUUCUGGGACGGCGACGGUGAUAAUUGCGGAGCCGGUGACGAGUUUUGUUUCGGAUGCUACGACCACGACUGGGACGGCGACGAGUAUGGGGGAGAGUUCGGUGAGUAACACUGCCGAUGGGGCUACUACCACGCCGACUUCGACGGAGCCAGCCGAGGUUGUGGAGGGGGGUGGUGGGCUGUCUAAGGGGGCGACGAUUGGGAUUGGAGUUGGGGCUGGCGUUGCUGGGCUGUUGAUCUUGGGAGCGUUGGCGUUUUUUGUGAUGAGGUGGAGACGGAAGAAUAGCCAGAUGAUUGGGACGAAUAAUGGUGGGAAGGUGACGGAGGAUCCUAUUGAGAGUCAUCAGUAUGGGGUUACUUAUGGACAUGCUUAUGGGGAGCAACCCUAG
Molecule: messenger RNA, 879 nt
Organism: Podospora anserina S mat+
Lineage: Eukaryota; Fungi; Ascomycota; Sordariomycetes; Sordariales; Podosporaceae
Exons: 2
Coding region: 1-879 (292 amino acids)
Source: RefSeq, a predicted model, not a curated record